This is a messenger RNA of Mytilus trossulus (common blue mussel), 552 nucleotides long. Its product is annotated as kinase D-interacting substrate of 220 kDa-like. The coding region runs from base 1 to 552 and encodes 183 amino acids. Lineage: Eukaryota; Metazoa; Mollusca; Bivalvia; Mytilida; Mytilidae. Gene Ontology annotation, molecular function: protein binding. The transcript is spliced from 7 exons. The record is from RefSeq and is a predicted model, not a curated record.
AUGCUGGUUAUAAUGGAAAAUUGGAAUAGGAAACUACUUACAGCUGUUGGGGAUGGAGAUGUAAAAGAUGUGAAAAUAUGCCUAGAGAAUAAAGCAGACAUUGAUUAUCAAAAUGAUAAUGGAUGGACAGCAUUAAUGAGGGCUGCCAGUAGAGGAGAGCUGGAGGUCUGUAGACUCCUCAUUGAUAGAGGAUGUAAGAUCGACACCACAAAUGGUAGAGGAUGGACAGCAUUAAUGUGGGCUGCCAGGGUUGGACAACCGGAGGUCUGUAGACUCCUCAUUGAUACAGGAUGUAAGAUCGACACCACAGGAAGUAGUGGAGAGACAGCAUUAAUGAUGGCUGCCAGGGAUGGAUACCUGGAGAUCUGUAGACUCCUCAUUGAUACAGGAUGUAAGAUCGACAUCACAGAUAACCGUGGAUACACAGCUUUACAUUUCGCUGCUCAGGAGGGAUAUCUACAGAUCACAAGAUGUCUGGUAGAAAGAGGUGCCAGUCCCUUGGUUACAACACAUAAGGUAAUAUUUGAUAGUAUAUGCCCAGUGUUCAAUUAA